AGCACUGAAUUGUCGAGAAGGAAAGAAAAGAAAAGAGGAGAUGAGCAGGACGGACGACAAAGACGAUAUGCAAGAUUGGUGGUGCAUUUCUUCAACAUGAUUUACGCGAUCUUGCGCACAGAACUUAAUUCUCGGGAAGGAAAGAAGUUAGGAGUGAGCGGGACGGAUAACAAAGAUGAGAGGCGAGAUCCGUGAUGCAUUUCUUCAACAUGGGUUUAUACAGUCUCGCGCAAAGGUUUAUCUUUCUUUUGUUGGUUGGUACUAGUAUCUAAUUUUAAUUUGGUCCAACAUCAAUUAGGUAUGAUUUUGAUUUUCUUUUGGCGCCAAACGUGAUUGCAUUUUUGGCGAGCACUGAAUUCUCGGAAGCACUAAAUUCUUGGGGGAAAGAAAGAAAAUAAAAGAGUAGAUACAGAGAGAGCGGAAGGGACAACAAAGAUGAGAGGCGAGAUCGGUGGUGCAUUUCUUCAGCAUGAUUUAUACAAUCUUGUGCACAGGUCCGUGGGAAUUUAGUAAAGACGCAAGAGUAUAACUCUUUCACCCUAAGGGGCCAAACCUCACAAAACCAGCUGGGUUUGGCACAUGCUAAGAGUGCUGAGGAAGCAAAGUAGAGGAGGGCAUGCCAGCCAAGAAGAGUGUUAAUUAAGGAAGGAAUGCAGAAUGCGGCAGGCACGCUCGGGCUCUACGUCCUAUCAGUGUAAAACUAAAAGUUUACGUGAAUGAAUAGAAAUUAAUGAGGCUCUCCCUUCCCUCUACACUUGUAUGUCGCCUACAUCACUUCCUCUUUCAAUUCAUACUUCCUAUGAUUCAUCCCUCACUUGCAUUACUCCUCCUCCUCCUCCUCCUCACCUCUCCAUCACUUCUGACUUAUCACUCCUAUCUUCUUCUUCUUCUUCCAGCAAAGCAUUCAACCGCCGCACGUAUAAAUACUUUGAGAUACUCUUGAUUCAAUCGUAAUAGCUACUUCUCUCUGUCUACGUCUGCGUUUCGACAGAAAGUUACCGUAUGUCUAUAUCUCCUCCACCGCCUCCUCCGUCGCUAACCGACAUUGGAGGAGAAGCUACAUUCAUGGAUAACAACAGAGACCAACACACUUCGCACUCUUCUUUCUCAAUGGACAACCUCAAGCCAAGUAUUCUCAUCAUCGUCAUCAUCCUCUCCAUUACUUUUCUCGUCUCCGUCUCUCUCUGUCUCCUCCUCCGUCAUCUCAACCGUCGUUGUCUCCGUCAUCUCUCUCCUUCUUCCCUCACCUCCUCCCAACCUGUUGCAGUACCUUCCGCCGAUUCCCGCCGUCACUCCAGCCGACGCGUGUCUCCUGAAACUCUUCCGUCCUCUCUCCUUGACUCUCUUCCUCUUUUUACCUUCUCCUCCGUUACCCGGCGGUCGACUAGCUCGUCUGAUAUCUCCGGCGAUUGCGCUGUUUGUUUGUGCAAGUUUGAGCCGCACGAUCAGCUCCGUCUCCUGCCUCUUUGUUGUCAUGCUUUCCACGCUCAUUGUAUUGAUACCUGGCUUCUUUCUAACCAGACUUGUCCUCUCUGUCGCUCUCCUCUGUACGCCUCUGAUUCCGAUCUCAUGAAGGCCCUCCUUGCUUCCUCUUCAUCUCAUGCUGCUACGGUCGGCACCGGUGCUCCUCUUGGUAGUAGCGGUGACAACAGUUUUCGCCUCGAGAUCGGCUCGGUCAGCCGCCGGCAAGCCGCGUCGGAUUCCCGCGAGCAAAGGUCUUACUCCAUCGGAUCAUUCGAUUACGUAGUGGAUGAAGAAUCGGAGGUUGCUAUGAGCAAUGCACAUCAAAGAAGCAUUUCGGAAAAGGAAGAUGUUGUCGGAGGAACGGAGGCGGCUCAGCCGCAAUCAAUUCUGGCGGCCGAUGUCGGAACUAAUUCAAGGAGUUGGCUCAAGGAAUACGUUGACCGACUCUCUGCCAGUCUAUCAUCCCGAGCAGUCUCGUUCCGUAGUUCCGGAAGAUUCUUCACCGGAAGCAGUCGCCGGAGUGAGAUAUUGUCCGCCGGAGAGUUGGAACUAGAGCCUAAUCGCGUAGGGGAAGAGAUAAGCGAGCUAUUUCGGUGGUUCUCCGGGGUAUAAAUGGUAAAUACUCAAACGCCAAUUCUGAUUCCUAUUUGUAGAGAUCCAUAUAUGGAUGCUAUAUGUAGAUAAUGAUAAAGAAGGGAAACCGGGAAAGUCAUUUAUUAUCUCUCUCCCUUCCCUCGACUAAAAAUUGCCUCCACGUUACGCCAGUGGAUCAUAACGAAAAAUUAGCCUUUUCAGGAUCAGACGGUUAAGGAAAUUUUUGCAGAAAUCUGAGGUACUAAGAAAAAACUCGAAUUAAUGUGAGUUCUGUAAUUGUUUCAUUUUUAUUUUUUAAAA
Molecule: messenger RNA, 2358 nt
Organism: Carica papaya (papaya)
Lineage: Eukaryota; Viridiplantae; Streptophyta; Magnoliopsida; Brassicales; Caricaceae
Gene: ATL4
Product: TOXICOS EN LEVADURA 4
Biological process (GO): protein ubiquitination
Source: RefSeq, a predicted model, not a curated record